Messenger RNA from Effrenium voratum, 2246 nucleotides. The record is from the annotation of a GenBank genome assembly. Lineage: Eukaryota; Dinophyceae; Suessiales; Symbiodiniaceae.
CCAGGUUGCGCAGGAAGCCCAGGUCGCCCAUGCUUGCAAUCAACAAAAAAACACGAGGCAUCGCCAUGGCGCGGCUGGCGUGGUGUCUUGCCCUGCAGGCCUGGGCGCAGGAUGAGUGCGCGGAGGAAGGCUGCGCGGCUUCCUGGCUACAGCGCCGCGCCCUGAAGGCCGAGGCCGAGCUCAACACCAGCACUGCGUGGGGCUGGAGCAGCGAGCCAGGACUAGGAGCCGAGGACUUGCAGGUGCCGCUGAACCAGUGCUUUCAGGACACUGGAGGCAGCUGCACGCUGUUCGGCUGCGACAAAUCUCGCGGCGAGGUGGUGUGCGAGAACAGGCGCUGCAAGUGCAAGCCGGGCUAUUGCAACCAGUACGGCACCUGCACCAAAGCUUCUGCGAAGCAAGAGUGCAUCCGCGUCACGGACCGGACCUGCCGCUUCUACGACUGCCCGGCUACCUUUGGCAAGAACUCCUGUGAGAACCGGCACUGCGUCUGCGCUGUGGGCCAUUGCGUGGUGGACGGCACUUGCCACCCGGAGGUGGGCGGGCUGCGGGCGAAGGUGGCGAAGGUGUCCGCGCAGCAGCCCAGGUUCCCUGGGGGCAGCGUGCGCUCCGCGCUGUGCUUCUCGGGCGGUGGCGCGCGAGCGCUGUCCUUCAGCCUGGGGGUGCUGCGGGGCUUGGAACUGUUGGGCCUCAUGAGGCACGUGGACGCCAUCAGCUCCGUCUCCGGUGGGUCCUGGGCAGCGUCAGUCUACAUGUUCUCGACGCUGCCGGUCUCGUACCUUUUGGGCGGCGCCAGCGACUUCGCGUCGCUCGACUUGGCGCGGCUGGACGCCACCCCGGCGCCGCUGGGCGCCGUGGCGGCUGUGGGCACCACCUCCAUCGCCGUGAAGCUCGUCAGCGAAGGAGUGGACGGCCAGGAGCUCUGGACGAACACGGUGUCCAAAGCGAUUUUGGAGCCCUUCGGGCUCCACGAUACUGACUCCUACAUGGCGGCGGAUCAGCACGCGGUCGAGGAGAUCAGGCGCCGCAACCCGCAGCUCCGCUCCGCGCGGUUCCUGACGCCGGCGCCGAACCGCCCCAAGACCUUCGUGAUGUCCGGAGCUUUGCUGGCGCCCACCGGCUACACGGCCACCAAGGAGAAUGUGGUGUCGCUGCAGAUGUCUCCGGACUUCAUUGGCUCCCCCUUCUACCCCAACGAUGGGCCGGUGCCGUAUGUGUCCCAAAAGCAGCGCUACAACGAGCCGCGGAAGGGCGUGGUUGGAGGCGGCUUCGUGGAGAGCUUUGCCUUUGGGGGCGGCGCGCCAGAGGACUUCCGCGGCUCCGAGGCGGAGCUCUUCCUCGCGGCGCCCAGGGAGCCCUUCAGCUUGUCCAAGGCAGUGGGAGUAAGCAGCGCUGGGGUGUCUGCUGCCGUGACCCAGAUUCCACUCCACGGCAGCGUGAACGUGGCGAACCUCAGCCCCAGGUCCGACUACUGGGCCAUCCCCUCCGAGCGCUUCGGGAAGGCAAGCGCAAGUACUUACAACUUGGGGGAUGGCGGAAACGUCGACAACAGCGGCGUGCUGGCAAUGCUGCAACGCAGGGCCAAGCGGGUGGUGUGGGUGAUCAACAGCGGGGUGACGUUGCCCGAGCCCGACAUGUGCGUGUUCUCGGAAGUGCCGGACGACGUGGUGAAGGGCAUGGAGAAUCAGCUCCGCGCGGCCUUCGGCUAUUGGGCUGAGGAUGACAUCGGGGAGUUCCUUACUCAGAACCAGGUCUUCGCGCGGGAGGAGCUACAGCCUUUGCUCUGCCAGCUGCAGACUUUGCAGCGGCAAGGCAGGCCCACGCUGGCGCAGCGUGACCUUCGCGUGCUGCCGAACCGUUGGUGGGGGAUUCCAGGAGGUGACCGAGUGCAGGUGGUGUUUGUGUACAUCGACAAGUGCAGCGGCUUCGAGCGCCAGCUGCCACAGGAGACCUUCGACGCGAUCCAGUCGGGCUCUGAUGGCUUCAAGCGCUUCCCCCACUUCCGCCCCGUGUCCGAGAACCACGGCAAGGGCACCGCCCUCACACACAAGCAGAUCAAUCUGCUUGCAGCCAUGGGCGAGUACUUCGUGCGUGAGAACGAGCAGCUUUUCCGCUCCUUCUUGCGGUGAUGGCCAGAUCAUGAGGCCACGGUGCGUGCGACUUCCGCAGCGGCUUGCGUAGGGGCUGAGAUCCCUUCCUUUGCCGGCAACCUCCCGCAGCGACUUUGGGUUGGCUCGGAACCGCAU